Molecule: messenger RNA, 694 nt
Organism: Orbicella faveolata
Lineage: Eukaryota; Metazoa; Cnidaria; Anthozoa; Scleractinia; Merulinidae
Product: NADH dehydrogenase [ubiquinone] iron-sulfur protein 6, mitochondrial-like
Biological process (GO): mitochondrial electron transport, NADH to ubiquinone
Cellular component (GO): respiratory chain complex I
Source: RefSeq, a predicted model, not a curated record
UGUGGGAUUGCUAUUGGCCAAGAUGGCGGCCUCCUUGAGACUUGGUUUCCGACGAUUUGUUGUUAGAAAUAACCUCCGUUCAGUGGCAGCUCUUCAUUCUUCUGUACGAAGUUACGCUGCUCCUGAUAAAGUGACACAUACUGGCCAGCAAUGGGAUUCAAACGAUUACAGACUUGCUCGUUUUACAGACAGGCAAAAGGAGGUGAAUGAAAAGUUUGCAAUUGACCUAAUUGAUGAAGAACCACCAAAGGAAAUCCAUGGACGCCAUGUAUGGUGUGAUGGAGGGGGAGGGGCUCUUGGACACCCAAAGGUCUACAUUAACUUGGACCAAAAUGGACCUCAUGCUUGUGGUUAUUGUGGAUUAAGAUUUGUCAUGGCUGCUGAACAUCACUGAUGAAUGGACCAGUCUUUUUGAUGUUAUUGCAAAAUUAAAUGGAACAUUCACAAAUGAAAAUGUACAUAGCUUUUACCCUACUGUCUUGAUUUCUGACAUGAGCAUUGAAUUUGUCUUUUCUUCAGCCAGGUAGCAUACAUUUUCCAAGUACACAAUUUAAAGAGUGAAGGAUUGAAUUUUCUUUGAGGGUAUCAGUAAUAUUACUUAACCCCUUAACUGGCAUUACAGUCUUUUGUCAUAACAUCUAAGUCAGUGUAAACAUUUUGAAAUAAGUAAAUAAAUAAUAAUGAUCAGACCCUA